AUGGGGUGUCCAAAUAAACAGUGGUCGCUUCAAUACGACGAAAUCUUGGGACAGUACUACUACAUAAAUACUCGUGAUAACUCAAUGCUGUUUGAUUUACCAUGUGAGGUUCAUUAUACUCCGGACCAAAGAAAGGCAAAAAAUAUCUUGGGAAAUUUCCGCAAGAAGUCCGCCAGUGAUCCUUGUGUAAGAACCACAUCGGUAGCAUCUUCGGCGUCGUCGGCGUCCAGAAAGAGGUCGAUAUUAUCCAGAAUAGGUUCGGCGCUUUCUCGGUCUUCUCAUUCAUCUCCAUCUGCAUCAUCACAAUCAUCACAAUCAUUGCAAUCGGUUAACUCACAACCCAAACUGAUGCAAGUAACUUCACAACAUCCUACAUAUACACAAACAUCUGCAUCCGAGUCGCUGGACUUCACCACCGAGAAUUUUGCAGCCAUGGGUGGCUUUGAAGAUGAGUACCUCCUUUUCAAUCCUUCCAAUUUGCGGAAUUUUGCCGGCACUUCGGGAGGAUACAAUUCGGAAGAAGAACAGUCUAUAAGCUCGGAGUCGGUCAACACGUAUUACUCCGAGUUGGAUAACAAUGACUUCUAUUACGACUACCCCGAAUCUAUUUUUAGCGAGGCAGGUCCAGCCGACUAUGAUAAAGAGAAGGAACGCGAGGAGCUUCGCCUCCAGUUUAUGAAUGAGCUUGAGAUUUAG
Molecule: messenger RNA, 696 nt
Organism: Meyerozyma guilliermondii ATCC 6260
Lineage: Eukaryota; Fungi; Ascomycota; Pichiomycetes; Serinales; Debaryomycetaceae
Exons: 1
Coding region: 1-696 (231 amino acids)
Source: RefSeq, a predicted model, not a curated record